Aplysia californica (California sea hare) is the source of this 705-nucleotide messenger RNA. RefSeq names its product acetylcholine receptor subunit alpha-type acr-16-like. Gene Ontology annotation, cellular component: membrane. Lineage: Eukaryota; Metazoa; Mollusca; Gastropoda; Aplysiida; Aplysiidae. Gene Ontology annotation, molecular function: extracellular ligand-gated monoatomic ion channel activity. The transcript is spliced from 7 exons. The coding region runs from base 1 to 705 and encodes 234 amino acids. The record is from RefSeq and is a predicted model, not a curated record. Gene Ontology annotation, biological process: monoatomic ion transport.
AUGAAUGAGGAACGUGCCCAUACGGUUUCCGGAGGCGCCCAGGACAUGAAGAGGUUACUGGACACAGUCUUUGCCAACUACAGUGUCCAUGUAAGACCAGCGGUCAGCUACGGCCAUCCGACACAAGUUAAGUUCCAGAUGUUUCCCAACGCCGUUUUGAGCCUUGCCUGGGUGGACGAGCUACUGCGUUGGUCUCCUGCGGACUACGGUGAGAUAGAAGACUUCCUGGUACCCCAAGCUGACGUGUGGAAGCCCGACAUUGCAUUUGGGCGGUCCAGACUUGAAGAGGAUGCUUACUUUGGGAGCGAGAGAUCGAACGUUGAAGUUGCCUCAACAGGUCUCGUCCGCUGGGAGCCAAGUUUCAACUACAAACUGAUGUGUGAGGUACUUUUAGAAGGGUUGCCGAUGAACAUGUCCCUGAUGAUUUCGAACGGGGAGUUUGAGGUCGCUUACGAGAAAUUCGAGGUCAAAACCUAUACUUACUCCUACACCAAGGACACUUACGACGCAUUGGCUUACUACUUGAAAAUCACGAGGCGGCCAGCUUACAAAGGCAUGAGAUCUCUGCCUCCUCCUCCCCCUCAUCCUCAUCUCAGCCCUGUGUCCCUUACCCUACCUGCUGGAACCAGAAAACCCGGACAAGUUCCCGGUGGCCGUCUCGCUCCUGCUCUCCUUCACCGUGUUCCUGGAAGUAUUGGACGCUAA